Molecule: messenger RNA, 741 nt
Organism: Nicotiana attenuata
Lineage: Eukaryota; Viridiplantae; Streptophyta; Magnoliopsida; Solanales; Solanaceae
Product: centrosomal protein of 63 kDa-like
Exons: 2
Coding region: 1-741 (246 amino acids)
Source: RefSeq, a predicted model, not a curated record
AUGACGCUACAUCGAGAAGCAUUUUCCAAAUCCCGGGCCAAGCUGACCCGAUGCGAGGCCGAACUCAAGAAACUCGUGGAGGAGAGAGAUGGCCUCAAACUCCUCUACAUUCAAAAAGAAAAGGAGAUUAUGGAGCUCCGAGCCAAACUGACUAGGGCUCAUCGAGAACAGACUGAGCUCAUCGAGCAGAAGGGCGAGCUGGUGGAACAGCUUCGAGAGGAGGCCACGAUUAAGGAGGCCGAGACCCUGGGGCGGAAACAGCAUAUGGAUCGUCUUGCCUCGGAGAAAGACACGCUUCGGGCCCAACUCACUUCAAUCGAUUGCCAACUGCAAAGUGUGAAGGAGGAAAGCUUAGCCUUGGCCCAGAAGAUUGAGGAGCUCGAGGCUAAGUUGGCCGUCGAGCAUGCAAAGGCUAAAUCGGAGGCGCUUGUGGCCUCUUACCGAGUUGACGCCGAGGGUGCCAACAUUCGGGCACAGGAGAUCUAUGUUGGCGCCGAAGUCAAAUUGUCGUGUGCUGUCGAUCAUGCUAGGCGACAAUCUCAUAGAGAGACUCUCGAGGAAGAGCAUGCUCGUGGCUUCAACCUCUCAGCCGAUAUCGAGAGUGCGAAAGCUUUAGAGGACGAGGCCUCAGCUUUGCUCUCCGAUGAUGAAAACUCUGCUAGUGGAUCCCAGAGUGCAAGAGAUGAGGAUGAAGCCCCCGAAGAAGCGGCUCCCGAAGAUGUGGCUCCCAAAGUGGACUAG